Messenger RNA from Cooperia oncophora, 480 nucleotides. The record is from the annotation of a GenBank genome assembly. NCBI's taxonomy places the organism in Eukaryota, Metazoa, Nematoda, Chromadorea, Rhabditida, Trichostrongylidae.
AUGUUCUACUUUGAUGCCAUCUCUUUCCUUGAGGCUCAUUUUAAGCGCUCUCCACCGGUUCCAUGGCGAAAAAUCAUCACAAAUCCAGCAUUCCUGGCUCAUCUCAUUGCCACAUGGAUUCUCACUAAUGUUGUCACAGUCAUGAUGGUCUAUUUGCCCACCUACUACAAGGAUGUGCUUCUAUUAGGCAUUAUUAUGAACGGAUUGUUUUCCUCGUUGCCAAUGAUGUUUAACUUCUUGUUCAAACUCUCGUGGGGAGUCCUCGUCGAUAGACUGAAGCGACGAAGAAUUCUUACGCCAACUCAAGGAGUGAAAAUCUCGCAGUGCUUUCCCACGUUUGGUGUAGCGGCAGGGCUUAUACCUGUAGCGCUGCUAGCCACUUGUCAGCGACCGGUGCUUACUCUGGUUCUCUUCUGUUUCACUAAUAUGUGCCUUGGGGCGCACACGAGGUUGGUCAUUUCCUGCUCGGAGUUGUCAUAG